AGUGCCUCUGCUUCCGGCUCGAGUUCUUUCCCCACGCCGCCUUCAGCAUGUCCGAGACUGCGCCCGCUGCGCCCGCUGCUCCGGCCCCCGCCGAAAAGACGCCUGUGAAGAAAAAGGCGCGCAAGCCAGCAGGUGCCGCGAAGCGCAAAACGACCGGGCCCCCGGUGUCCGAGCUGAUCACCAAGGCCGUGGCCGCCUCCAAGGAGCGCAGCGGGGUGUCGCUGGCCGCGCUUAAGAAGGCGCUGGCGGCCGCUGGCUACGACGUGGAGAAGAACAACAGCCGCAUCAAGCUGGGGCUCAAAAGCCUGGUGAGCAAAGGUACCCUGGUGCAGACCAAGGGCACUGGCGCCUCUGGUUCCUUCAAACUCAACAAGAAGGCAGCUUCUGGGGAGGCCAAGCCCAAGGCCAAGAAGGCGGGCUCGGCCAAACCCAAGAAGCCCACGGGGGCCGCCAAAAAACCCAAGAAGGCUGCGGGCGCGGCUGCCCCCAAAAAGAGCGCGAAGAAGACCCCCAAGAAGGCGAAGAAGCCUGCUGCGGCUGCUGGCGCCAAGAAGGUGGCCAAGAGCCCCAAGAAGGCAAAAGCGGCCAAGCCCAAGAAAGCCCCCAAGAGUCCAGCGAAGGCCAAAGCGGUGAAGCCCAAGGCGGCCAAACCAAAGACCGCCAAGCCCAAGGCUACCAAACCCAAGAAGGCGGCGGCCAAGAAGAAAUAAAGUUCCUUUGGCCAGCUGCUCAGAAGUUCCACACAACCCAAAGGCUCUUUUCAGAGCCACCCACUGAUUUCAGGAAGAGAGCUGUUGCACAUUUUGGGGGCGUGGCCACUACGCGUGCGCCGUGGGGUAGAGUGGCUCCGGGAGGGCGGGGUCGACAGCCGCGCGCUUCGCUAAACACACUAACGCAGCCGGGGGAGAAUUACUAGGGGCGUCCCCUGCGUCAGGGUUGAGGUCUGCGGAGUACAAGAGUAGGAUUUACACAGCUAACCUUAAGGCUUGGUAGCUUCGCGGAAGUUAUUCCUACUACUUCCUAGAGGUGUGCAUUUCCACUCUGCUUUCAGAUCUGGAGGCGUGGCCUGUAAAAACAACCGUAAUUUGGGGGUACAAAAUUUACGAAAUGUGAACUCUUAGCAUCAAAGCGGCCAAGGCAUUCUUAACUAAAUUUGGAAUAGUAAGCUGUAAGGCUUCAGGUUAGCAGUUUGCUGUCCUCGCACAGAAUUCUCCUUUGCCGACUAGGUGAUUUCACUUAGCCACAAAUAAAAAUGUGACCGAU
This is a messenger RNA of Heterocephalus glaber (naked mole-rat), 1263 nucleotides long. NCBI's taxonomy places the organism in Eukaryota, Metazoa, Chordata, Mammalia, Rodentia, Bathyergidae. The record is from RefSeq and is a predicted model, not a curated record.